Messenger RNA from Rhinocladiella mackenziei CBS 650.93, 1266 nucleotides. RefSeq names its product anthranilate phosphoribosyltransferase. Gene Ontology annotation, molecular function: anthranilate phosphoribosyltransferase activity. The transcript has a single exon. The coding region runs from base 1 to 1266 and encodes 421 amino acids. Gene Ontology annotation, cellular component: cytosol. The record is from RefSeq and is a predicted model, not a curated record. NCBI's taxonomy places the organism in Eukaryota, Fungi, Ascomycota, Eurotiomycetes, Chaetothyriales, Herpotrichiellaceae. Gene Ontology annotation, biological process: L-tryptophan biosynthetic process.
AUGGCGACAUCACCUCCGCAAUAUGUCUCUAUAGCUCCUCUCCUUAAAAAGCUAUCUGCCCCCAGACCGCAAGAUAAUUAUGUCAAUGCGGAAGAUAUUGCGCUCGCUUUCUCAAGGACCUUCGAGAAUCAACUGAACGCCACGCAACUGGCAGCGCUCCUGACCCUACUGCAUUCCACAGGCAAGGACCGUCACCCCGAUGUGAUUGCGAAGUGCGCGGAAAGCAUGCGAAACGCGGCGAAUCAGGCAGACAAGCAGCGAUUGAGAGAAGUGGUCGGAAAGAGGAAGCGUGAAUUGGGAACAUAUCGAGGAGGGUUAUGCGAUAUUGUAGGAACUGGAGGAGACUCGCACGCCACCUUCAACAUUUCCACCACAUCAUCAAUCAUUGCUUCCCCGAUCUUGAUGAUGGCAAAACAUGGAAAUAGAGCUCAGACUUCAAUGUCGGGAUCGGCAGAUGUUCUGAAUGCAAUACCUCCCAUACCACCCAAGAUUGAAGCCUUGACCGCAGAGCUUCUACCCGAGGCAUACGAGCACACUAAUUACACCUUUCUAUACGCCCCCAACUUUCAUCCUGGAAUGAAAUAUGCUGCGACGGUACGACGAGAACUGGGCCUUCGCACUAUUUUCAAUCUGAUGGGUCCCCUUGCCAACCCUGUCGAGGCACAUAUUGAAGCUCGAGUGGUCGGAGUGGCGUAUCAAGAAUUGGGACCUGUGUUUGCGCAGGCUCUGCAAUUAUCCGGCACAACAAAGGCCCUGGUGGUUUGCGGUCAAGAAGAUCUCGACGAAAUCAGUUGUGCUGGGAAAACAAAUUGCUGGUUGUUGAGGGAAUCGGAAAAUCCAGACUACAAGGGAGAUAAAGACGAAGACUCGAGUGAUGGUGAUGAUGAAGCUGCUCCAAAAUACCUGGCCCAUGUGGAGACUUUUGAACUCGAGCCAGCCGAUUUUGGUCUUCCUGCGCAUCCGUUAUCGGCGGUGGGUGGUGGAAAAUUGCCCAAACAAAAUGCUGCCGUUCUGAUGAGCAUUCUCCGCAAUGAGAGAAGUCCAGACGAUCCAAUAUUACAUUUUGUCCUGAUGAAUGUCGCGGCUCUAUUUGUCGUAAGCGGCGUCUGCGAAGCAGAUACCUGUCACAGUGGCGAGGUCAUAAAGGAGAGAGGUCCAGCAGGAGGAAGAUGGAAGGAGGGUGUGAGAAAGGCUAGAUGGUGUAUCGAGAGUGGGAAGGCCCUGGAAGAAUUCGAAAAGUUCAUAGAGUUCACCAACAGACUGUAG